AUGUCUACCGCACCAACAUCUGCCCCUGCGGCCAAUUCAACCGCUACUUCUGUCCCUACGAAGGUUGAAAGGCAAACUUCCAGUAUGCAAGGCACAAUUCAGUCCGGCAAUGGAAACGCCAAACCCGUCGACUGGGAGUCUGAGAUCCAACUUGUGUCGUCACUAGCAAAGCUUCAAGAACUCGAACGCAAGAUCCACGAAAUUCGACAAUUCGUCCCAGCUGGACUCUUAGAACCAAUAGUCCCAAUAUCAAGUUCAAACACAGUGUCGACCAACAAUCCCGCGGCCGAGACACCGGCAAUUUUACGCAAUGAUCUUGAACAUGCAGCUCACGAUCGACUUGCCAGCCUUGAACAGUUCCAGUCCUUGUGGCGCAGUCCGGAGAUGAAGCCUGUUUGGGCUCAUGUCGAGGCGCGCCUGGGAGAGGCCAAUGGUCAAAUCCUCCAGCCCACCGGCAUGUGGGAGAAGGAUUAUGAUGUUCUCCUUGCUGAGCUUACCAAGGCUGAGAAGACCAAGGAAGACGAGCGGUUACGGGAAGAGGAAGACGCCGAGCGGACAAAGGCCUUAUCGUCGGAAGGAGAAUGGACUGCCGUCAUUGAGAGAUUUGAGCAGCGGAAUGUUCCGGGCGUUCGAGUCAUGAAGGGACAAAAUCAGACUUCGCUGGCUAUUGCGCUUUCAAGGGCCGGAAUGGUCUUUAUCAUUGCGGGUGUGCGUGACUACAAUUCAUCUGCUGUAUCUGGGUGGCAGGUAUCGAGCAGAGUGGCACCAGGUCGAUCUACGACGAAACUUGAGCAAGCUGUUCUCGAGUGCUUGAACUCGCGACCGCGCAAAUGGGACCUUGCUUUCCUACUGGACAUGAUUGCUUCAUAUGCAGACAUUAAGCAGACUCCUUGUAUAAAGUGUGCUCAGCUCACCAACAACGCUGCCCAACUCCCCACAAUCCGUCGCGCACAAUCCACGCAGCCUUCAACAGACGACAAAUCCCGUCUAUUCGUAUUCGACGCCUUUCAUCCCAACUGUGCCUAA
Molecule: messenger RNA, 1026 nt
Organism: Penicillium pulvis
Lineage: Eukaryota; Fungi; Ascomycota; Eurotiomycetes; Eurotiales; Aspergillaceae
Product: RNA polymerase II mediator complex subunit MED27 domain-containing protein
Exons: 3
Coding region: 1-1026 (341 amino acids)
Cellular component (GO): mediator complex
Source: RefSeq, a predicted model, not a curated record